This is a messenger RNA of Ciona intestinalis (vase tunicate), 688 nucleotides long. NCBI's taxonomy places the organism in Eukaryota, Metazoa, Chordata, Ascidiacea, Phlebobranchia, Cionidae. The record is from RefSeq and is a predicted model, not a curated record.
UACUCAUGACAUAGAAAUCACAUAAACAAAAUAUUUUACGUUGUUUAUGUCAAAGUCGAGAUGUUACGUAAAAAUGACGUCAAACAACUUGCGGUUCGUCCGCCACCCCCCACUCUAGAAGAAAUAAUUGAAGACGUCACAAACGCAAAAGAUGACGAUUUCGCGUUUGUGUCGAUGGCAGAUGACGUCACCGAAGAAGAGUUUAUUGACGCCAAAGAGGAUUCAGAUGAAAAUGUUGAAAUAAUGAAAAUUGAAGAAAGAUAUAACGAGUUCGAUCAAGUUAAUUCGAUUAUAAAGGAAUCAGAAGCAAAAGUUUCGGAAGCCAUGCGAUAUAUGCCAACUUUAAUGAUAUCACAAUACCAUUUAUGACAUCACAGGUGACCAAGUUUCUCUCGACCAAUGAGGAACUUUCAGAAGGAAGUUCAGAUUUACGAAAACUUUUCGAACAAAUUUCGACCAGAGGGCAAAUUCUUCGACAAAAAAUUAAUGAAUUAAAAUCAAUGAAACAGAUUAACGAGGACAAUGCUUUAUGAUGUCAUAAUGCUGAAUGUGCAAUAUUUACCUGUUUAAAUAAAAUUACCAAUCUAUUGUGAUGUCAUAAUAGUCUCUUAUUAAAAAGCUUAAUUCUAAACAGCGAUUGUUGGGAUAUAUUCCACAACCUCCCUGAAUAACAUGCGUGUUAUUGAAC